Molecule: messenger RNA, 690 nt
Organism: Ochotona curzoniae (black-lipped pika)
Lineage: Eukaryota; Metazoa; Chordata; Mammalia; Lagomorpha; Ochotonidae
Product: normal mucosa of esophagus-specific gene 1 protein-like
Exons: 5
Coding region: 113-364 (83 amino acids)
Source: RefSeq, a predicted model, not a curated record
CGGCGGUUGCGGUCGGUAUAUAAGAUGCGGAGGGCAGGUUCGGUUUCAGCGUCGGCUUCCCUCGCGCCGCCCCGUCCUCCCGCCAGAUUGCACAUCCUACGCUGAAGUCGUCAUGGGCCUUUUCCAACUUCUGAUGAAGAAGAAGGAACUUAUUCCUUUAGUGACUUUUAUAAGCUUUGCGGCGGUCGGAGCCUCAUCCUUUGCUGUGUAUUCCUUGCAGAAAAGCGAUGUGAUCAUUGAUCGGAAAAGAAAUCCAGAACCCUGGGAGUCUGUGGAUCCAACUGUACCUCAAAAGCUUGUGACAAUCAACCAACAGUGGAAGCCCAUUGAAGAGUUGCAAAAGGUCCGCAAGGCAACCAAAUGAGCAGUCGUCACCUCUUCUUGCAAAGAGUACUCUAUGAAUCUAGUGGAAACAUUUCCGCACAGACUUGAUUAUGGGUGGCAGUGUGCGGAAGUGCUUCUGCUACAUUUUUAGGGUUUGCCUCCAUUUUUUCUGGACUCUGGAUAAAGAAUUAAAGGUAGCUCAGUCCUAACUACAUAGUCCAAACAUAAGUUUUGGUGUUUAUUAUUGUAAAUUUUGAAUUUUGCAUAUUGGAAUUUGUGUGUUUCUGAUGCCAGGAUGUUUUUUUCUUUUUCUGAAAUGUAUAGAUUUGUACAUGAGAUGCCUAUAAUAAAACAACAUUUGUGCAA